This is a messenger RNA of Zootermopsis nevadensis, 5903 nucleotides long. Lineage: Eukaryota; Metazoa; Arthropoda; Insecta; Blattodea; Termopsidae. The record is from RefSeq and is a predicted model, not a curated record.
AGCGUUGUAUCUGUGGUAGUAAAUGUGGUGAUCGUUGACUAAAUACGAGGCGCGGUAAAGUCUUCUUUCGACGUUAUUUAGGUUAUGUCCUUGUCCGGACUGGCGAGAUGCUAGUAUUAGAUUUACAUAAAUGCAGCUGAGAGUGUAUUAGUUUCCUGUAUACAUAUAUUUUAUAGCACCUUUCAGAUAUUUUCUUUAUGCCAGCCAUGGACACGAUGCGGGCUCCUAUAGAUAUACUGGACACGGCUGGGAAAAUGUUGGAAAAAUACCUGGCAAUGGACAGCAACUUUCCAACUUUAGUUGAUGUUACUCAGAUCGCACCACAAGGAGUUGCAACAGUGAGCGGUUUGAAUGAUAUGGACUACCCAAGUGCAAAUGGCUUGCUGUCUGGGCUGUCUAAUGUAAAGCAUGUCACCACUACCAACAAGGUUCCUCUUCCCCCAGAAGUGAUGGAGCACUUUGGUCACAUGCAGUGCCAUUGCAUGAUGGGACUGUUUACGGAAAUCAAUCGAGCAUGGCUCACUAUAGACAGUGACAUCUACGUGUGGACUUAUGAACAUGGGACCGAUGUGGCCUACUUUGAUGGUCUUGGAGAAACAAUCGUGAGUGUUGGUCUGGUGAAGCCCAAGCUGGGGGUGUUCCAUAACUUUGUGAAGCACUUGCUGGUUCUGACCACCACUGUUGAGAUCGUAGUCCUCGGAGUGACGUUCUCAGCGACCAAAGACGGCCCUUUGGGUCAGUUGGAGGAAAUGCAUCUUCUGCCUGAUCCUGUGUUCGUGUUGCCAACCGAUGGAGUGGCCAUCAACACGAUUGCCAGCACCAGUUCAGGGCGAAUCUUUCUUGGAGGGCAUGAUGGGUGUCUGUAUGAAGUGGCUUAUCAGGCAGCAGGCAGUUGGUUUGGAAAGCGCUGCAAGAAGGUGAACCACUCCACAGGAACCCUCUCAUUCUUGAUGCCGUCAUUUCUCAAUCUGGCAUUUGGUGAGGAGGACCCCAUAGUGCAGAUCAGCAUAGAUGACAGUCGCAACAUUUUGUUCGCGUUAACAGAGAAGGGAUGCGUCGAGGUGUUUGACCUGGGUGAGGGGGGCACGUCUACCAGCAAGGUGGUGAGCAUGACUCAGGCCACCAUCGUGCAACACGCGGUGAAUAUCGUCAAAACGCUGGAUGGCAGCAACUUUCGUCCAGUGGUGAGUGUGUGUGCAGUAGAAGUUAAUGAGUCCCCACACCUGAACCUGGUGGCCGUGACUCAGACAGGCGUUCGACUGUACUUCACGACAAGUUCAGUGACAAAUGUCAGUAUCAGACCAUACACACUGCAGCUGAUGCACGUUCGCCUCCCUCCGGGGUUUGCGGCGAAUGCUCCGUCACCCCGCCCCACCAAAGUGCACAUGGCCCAUUAUAAGCGAGGGAACCUGCUGCUGGUGACGGCACCAGGCAGUGACCGUGACGUGCUGUGGUGCCUGUCGAGUGACCCAUACCCAUUCCAUCCGUACCUCGUGGAGGUGCAGACUGUGGUGCCUCUUGAAGGUGUCGUGUGGGCGAUGGCUGAGGUUCAGGGUGGUGAUGUGAAGGCUGUCCUGCCCAGUCUCAGCUUUCAGGAAUUUGGAGUCCCAGACCCUCCGCUGGUUGUUAGACAACACAUGGAAUCCCCAAGGAAGUACAUCAUACUGACGCAGCAGGGGGCGGAGAUCUUGCUGAAGCUGCGGCCCGUGGACCUGCUGCGGCAGUUACUGGUCGAGAACCGCGGACCAGAAGCUGAAGCGGUGAAGCUCUUCUUUGAGACACAGAAGGAGGAACAGGCCUGUGCCACCAGUCUGAUAUUGGCGUGCCUGCAGAGUACACAGAACCUGCAGGUGGCAGAGUGGGCAACACGCGCAUUCUUUAUGUAUGGAGGUGAACCCAAGGUCAGAGCUGCAGUCACUCCUGUUGUGUCCCCUUCAUUCCAGUACUCUGUGGCAGGCGGAGCGUUCAGUCCUGCAAUCAUGUCGACUCCAUACGCGCAUUCCCACAGCAGUGGCAGCCCACAACAAAAUCUAUCUGAUACCGUAAUGGGCACUGGUUACAUGCAGUAUUCUCACCGCCAUAAUGGGCUGUACCUGUAUGUUGGGCGAAUCGUUCGGCCAGUGUGGAAUCGCAGAGUGAUCACGAAGGCGACUCUGGACAAGGUGCAGUUUCUGUGCACAUCUAUAUCAAGAGAGGACUGUGUUUGGGUGUUGGGCCACUUGCAGGCCUUACGAAACUUUCUGGAGAAGAAUACACAGUUUUCUGUUUCUGGAAUCAUGAACAUUCAGCUGCGGCAGAUCGGCCACAGCUCCUUCGAAACGUCAGCCACUCGCCGAACGCCACAGCGGAACCGGGAUCAGGAGGUCCAGUUAGAAGAGAAGCGUUCUCUUGACUCUCUUAAAGCAUUUGUGACGCAUACUUGUGAAGUGCUUGGCAUGUGGCGCAUUGUGUGUGAGCACCAGUUCCAUGUCAUAGCGAGCGUUCUGAGCAAGGACCUGCAGAAUCAGCUGCAGCAGAUGAGCUUCAGGAACCUUAUCCUGGAAGGACAAGACAUCUGUUCUGCCCUCAUCAGCAGCCUUAUCAACAGGUACCUAAAUGACCAUGCGUCUGUGGAUGCAAUUAGCUCCAAGCUACGCGAGGUGUGUCCCAGUCUCUAUAGGAAUGAAGAUGCUGCCUGUUCGAAGGCGAAUGAGAUGCUGCUGAGUGCAAAAAGCAUCAAGAACCCGGAGGAACGGGAGGCCAAACUGCGGGAGGCUCUGCAGCUGUGCAGGAGUGUGGCUCAGCAGGCCAACUUGCAGAUCAUGUGCCAGUGGUUCAACAGCAGUCAGUUCUAUGAGGGAGUGCUGGACCUGGCUCUUGUGUGUGCGUCCAAAGUAGACCCCAAGAAUGUUGGAUUACACUACUACAAAAACAAGGAGCCUGCCGAAGACACCGAGGGCUACCAAGCAUAUGUCAAGAGCUGGAAUGCUGUUUGUUCAGGGAACCUGCUGCUGGUGACGGCACCAGGCAGUGACCGUGACGUGCUGUGGUGCCUGUCGAGUGACCCAUACCCAUUCCAUCCGUACCUCGUGGAGGUGCAGACUGUGGUGCCUCUUGAAGGUGUCGUGUGGGCGAUGGCUGAGGUUCAGGGUGGUGAUGUGAAGGCUGUCCUGCCCAGUCUCAGCUUUCAGGAAUUUGGAGUCCCAGACCCUCCGCUGGUUGUUAGACAACACAUGGAAUCCCCAAGGAAGUACAUCAUACUGACGCAGCAGGGGGCGGAGAUCUUGCUGAAGCUGCGGCCCGUGGACCUGCUGCGGCAGUUACUGGUCGAGAACCGCGGACCAGAAGCUGAAGCGGUGAAGCUCUUCUUUGAGACACAGAAGGAGGAACAGGCCUGUGCCACCAGUCUGAUAUUGGCGUGCCUGCAGAGUACACAGAACCUGCAGGUGGCAGAGUGGGCAACACGCGCAUUCUUUAUGUAUGGAGGUGAACCCAAGGUCAGAGCUGCAGUCACUCCUGUUGUGUCCCCUUCAUUCCAGUACUCUGUGGCAGGCGGAGCGUUCAGUCCUGCAAUCAUGUCGACUCCAUACGCGCAUUCCCACAGCAGUGGCAGCCCACAACAAAAUGUAUCUGAUACCGUAAUGGGCACUGGUUACAUGCAGUAUUCUCACCGCCAUAAUGGGCUGUACCUGUAUGUUGGGCGAAUCGUUCGGCCAGUGUGGAAUCGCAGAGUGAUCACGAAGGCGACUCUGGACAAGGUGCAGUUUCUGUGCACAUCUAUAUCAAGAGAGGACUGUGUUUGGGUGUUGGGCCACUUGCAGGCCUUACGAAACUUUCUGGAGAAGAAUACACAGUUUUCUGUUUCUGGAAUCAUGAACAUUCAGCUGCGGCAGAUCGGCCACAGCUCCUUCGAAACGUCAGCCACUCGCCGAACGCCACAGCGGAACCGGGAUCAGGAGGUCCAGUUAGAAGAGAAGCGUUCUCUUGACUCUCUUAAAGCAUUUGUGACGCAUACUUGUGAAGUGCUUGGCAUGUGGCGCAUUGUGUGUGAGCACCAGUUCCAUGUCAUAGCGAGCGUUCUGAGCAAGGACCUGCAGAAUCAGCUGCAGCAGAUGAGCUUCAGGAACCUUAUCCUGGAAGGACAAGACAUCUGUUCUGCCCUCAUCAGCAGCCUUAUCAACAGGUACCUAAAUGACCAUGCGUCUGUGGAUGCAAUUAGCUCCAAGCUACGCGAGGUGUGUCCCAGUCUCUAUAGGAAUGAAGAUGCUGCCUGUUCGAAGGCGAAUGAGAUGCUGCUGAGUGCAAAAAGCAUCAAGAACCCGGAGGAACGGGAGGCGAAACUGCGGGAGGCUCUGCAGCUGUGCAGGAGUGUGGCUCAGCAGGCCAACUUGCAGAUCAUGUGCCAGUGGUUCAACAGCAGUCAGUUCUAUGAGGGAGUGCUGGACCUGGCUCUUGUGUGUGCGUCCAAAGUAGACCCCAAGAAUGUUGGAUUACACUACUACAAAAACAAGGAGCCUGCCGAAGACACCGAGGGCUACCAAGCAUAUGUCAAGAGGAUGGAGUGCUACAAACAGGUGACUUCUGUGCUUAACCACUUAUAUGACCAGAGAAAUUCCAGUAGCUAUGCCCCAAGUGUGCCAGUCUGUCCCGGCAUACCCACGUCGCAAGACGCUGUGCCGCUCUCUCAGAGCGAAGCCAGUGACCAAGUCAACCGGCUGGUUCAGUCUGCGCUGCAGUCACAGGAUGAGUUGAUGCACGUGGCCGUGUUCGAUUGGAUGGUGAGCAAGCAGCUGACUGGGGAUCUGAUUGCAGUACACCAGCCCAGCCUGGAGAUGUACCUUCUGCGCACAUCAGAGCGGAGUCCUGAGGUGUGCGAUCUGCUCUGGAAGUACUAUGAGAAGAACCUGAAGCACGCAUCAGCUGCCAAGACGCUGCACAUGCUUGCCACUCGACGUGGUUCAUCUGUUACGCUGCUUCAGCGAAUAGAGUACUUAGCCCGUGCAGUGGUGUGUAUGAGGAGUGAUCAGGUGGGCUAUGCCCCACAGUUGGGAGUGUUCCUGCGGGAACUGGAGGAUAAGAUCGAUGUUGCCCGUAUCCAGCAGCAGGUGCUGGAGGCAGUCAUAAAGCUGAAGGGACGUCACCACCUGGCCGAAGAUGCGAUCCAGCGUCUCAACUCCAACCUACUAGAGAUCACACAGCUCUAUGAGGAGUUUGCUGAGCCGUUCAACCUGUGGCAGUGCAAGCUGGCGAUCAUCCACUGCUCAGGCCACUGUGACCUUGCGCUGGUCGAGACAAUCUGGCUCCACAUCAUUGAGGCUGAGCUGCAGGCUUGCACAUCUAUCGGCCCAAAUGACAAGAUGACGGUUCUCAUGGGCAAGAUGAGGUCCCUCGGACAGGAGUAUGCCGGCUCACCGCGCUGCUUCCCAGUCCCAUUUCUGGUGCGCCAGCUGGAACUGAAGGCGUGUAGACUACAUGCUGACACUGUACACGUGCACAGCACGAUGCUUGCUCUCGGUGUUCCGCUGAUGAUGCUGAUGGAUGUUUAUGAGAGAUUGAUUGCUGCCAAUGAGCGCGUCUGGUUGACAGAAGGUAACGAGUUUCACCUGGUGGAGGCGCUAGCACAGUUAAUAGAGAGUUUCACUGUCACUCCACAGCUGGUGAACGCUGUUGACAGGCGACCUACGAUCGCGAAGGCGUCUGACGUGAUCUCCAACUGCCUGUCCGUGCUGUACAGCAAGCCGGACACCGCGGACCUGAUCCAGAGGCUUCGUGGCGUUCAGGCCAAGUUAAACCGCCUGUCCACCUGCUAGCAGUCUGCGUGUUGAAUUAUGUUUGUUGCCAGUUAACUGGACGUGUCUCUGACUUUUUAUAAUCUUAUACGAAGUUGAUUGAUUUCCGCAUAUUAAACCUCAAGUGAAGUGAAA